AGCUCAAGAUGGCGGCCUCCUGGUCGCCCUUGGUUACACUGCGCUUAGUGCAGAGCCGGCUGAGAGGGAGAUGUGUUGGGUGCGGGGCCUGGGCUGCCGCUCUCGCCCCUCCGGCCACCGCCCCUGGAAACACCUUUUGGAAAGCCUAUACAGUUCAGACACCUGAGAUUAUGUCUCCAACUGCGACUACAGAGGUUUAUUCAAAAGCUUUGGCUGUUUGCCAUGGACCACUGGACCACUAUGACUUUCUGAUCAAAGCUCAUGAGCUAAAGGAUGAUGAACAUCAAAGAAGAGUCAUACAGUGUUUGCAGAAAUUACACGAGGACCUUAAAGGAUAUGAUAUAGAUGCAGGAGGUCUUUUUUCAAAGCUGUUUUCAAGGAGCAAACCUCCAAGGGGCCUGUAUGUUUAUGGAGAUGUUGGUACAGGGAAAACAAUGGUGAUGGACAUGUUUUAUGCUUAUGUGGAAAUGAAGAGGAAGAAACGGGUUCAUUUUCAUGGUUUCAUGCUAGAUGUUCAUGAAAGAAUACACCGCCUUAAACAGAGUUUGCCAAAAAGGAAACCGGGAUUCAUGGCUAAAUCAUAUGAUCCGAUAGCUCCCAUAGCUGAAGAAAUUAGCGAAGAGGCAUGUCUCUUAUGUUUUGAUGAGUUUCAGGUCACUGACAUUGCUGAUGCCAUGAUUCUGAAACAGCUUUUUGAAAAUCUGUUCAAAAAUGGGGUCGUCGUUGUGGCAACAUCCAACAGGCCACCGGAAGAUCUCUAUAAAAAUGGACUCCAAAGAGCUAACUUUGUACCAUUCAUUGCUGUUCUAAAGGAAUACUGUAAGACUGUCCAGCUAGAUUCUGGGAUAGAUUACCGGAAAAGGGAACUUCCUGCUGCAGGAAAACUCUACUAUCUCACAAGUGAAGCUGAUGUGGAGGCUGUCAUGGAUAAGUUGUUUGAUGAGCUGGCUCAGAAACAAAAUGAUUUAACUAGACCAAGGAUUCUAAAAGUGCAAGGCAGAGAGCUGCGGCUGAAUAAAGCCUGUGGAACUGUUGCCGACUGCACAUUUGAAGAGCUGUGUGAGAGACCACUUGGAGCCAGUGACUAUCUGGAACUGUCAAAGAAUUUUGAUACAGUAUUUUUACGAAACAUUCCACAAUUUACGCUGGCCAAGAGGACGCAAGCUCGAAGAUUCAUAACUCUCAUUGAUAACUUCUAUGAUUUCAAGGUGCGCAUAAUUUGUUCUGCAUCGACUCCUAUAUCAAGCUUAUUUUUGCAUCAACAUCAUGACAGUGAGUUGGAGGAUAGCAGAAUACUGAUGGAUGACUUGGGGCUGAGCCAGGACUCAGCAGAAGGACUUUCCAUGUUUACCGGAGAAGAGGAAAUCUUUGCGUUUCAGCGCACGAUUUCCCGGCUCACAGAAAUGCAGACUGAGCAGUACUGGAAUGAAGGGGACAGAGGCAAGAAGUAA
Molecule: messenger RNA, 1451 nt
Organism: Puma concolor (puma)
Lineage: Eukaryota; Metazoa; Chordata; Mammalia; Carnivora; Felidae
Gene: AFG1L
Product: AFG1 like ATPase
Cellular component (GO): mitochondrion; cytoplasm
Molecular function (GO): ATP hydrolysis activity; ATP binding
Source: RefSeq, a predicted model, not a curated record